AUGAAUGCAAUUCUUUUCAAUAACAACAACAACACUACUGAUACACACAACAAACAUCGUUCACUUGUCUCUUCAUGUAGUUCGUGUUCUUCUUCAUCCUCCUCUUAUUCAACCACCACCACCACCACCACCACUAGUACUGCUCUUCACCAAACACUUUUAAGCAACAAUCACAAUUCAAACCAUCAUCAUCAUCGUCAUGCCACCACCAACGAUCAUGACAACACCCGAGAAGAAUCCAUCCAUUCUGGACCACCAUCAUCAUCACCUCCUCCUCCUCCUUUAAAGAACAUUAACCGAUGCACACGAUUGAAUUAUGACACCACCAUGAUUCCAACCUAUAUUCAUCAAAUACAGAAAUAUAUUCAAACGAUCUUGGAUCGAUACAUGUUUUUUGGAGUGACACCCACACUCACCUAUUCCAUUGUUCAGUCUUCAAACAACAACAAUAACAACAAUAACUACUCAACUCAUCAGAGUCAACGAUACAGCAAUGAAUAUUUAUUAAUUCUUGAAUCCACUCAAGAGAAUAAUUCUUCACAUCCGAUUAGUGGUGGCAAUAGUGGCAAUGGCGGUAUUGGAAUCUCAUCUCCAUUCAAAUACUUGAAAAACAAGAAAAAACAAAAAUCCAAUCAAUACGAUCAUGUCUGUGUGGAAUUUACACUUUCAUUGAAUGGAUUUGUCUUUAGUGAAAGUCAUCCCUUUCAUUUGCAACUAUUGGAUAAUUUUGCAUGGAUAUUUAAUCCUUCAUAUAUGAACAAUACUGGUCAUUAUGGUGGUGUUAGUGGUAGUGGUGGUUUGUUCUCUUGUACGGAACAUCAGAAUGAUCAUCAUCAUCACCUUGGGAAUGACGAAGAGAAUGGUUCAUGUGGAAAUUCUCCAUUUGAAAAUUCAAAACUCAACAUGAAUCACAGCUCUGGCUUGAAUUCGAGUGGUAGUGGUAGUGGUAGUGGUAACGGUGGUACUGGUCAUAGUAGUACACAAUUAUUUAAAAGUAGUGGUGGUGCUGAUGAUGAUUUCGAUUCGAAUGUAUUUGGUGGUGACUAUGGAAUGUAUCGAUUGGAUUUUGGAUCCUCUUCUCACUCCUCACCUCAUCAUUUAUCUUCUAACUAUUCUUCAAAUCCUUUGAAUUCAUUGGAUUAUCAAUGUAUUUCUAAAUAUUUACAAAAAUGUAUCAUCUUACUGAAUUUGUUAAAUAAUGCCAUUAUUGAUUUGGAAAUGAGUAGUAGUACAUUGGAACGACGAGGUGGUAGUGGUGGUGAUGGUGCAACAAGACCUUACAGUCUAUCCACAUCAUCCUUGUCAGCCUCAUCAUCACCACCCCACAUACAUCCAACCUCACAUUCCUUUCCACUAGUGGAUCCUCAAACAACAACGACGACGACGACUGCAAUGAAUGCAUCAUCCUCAUCCUCACCAUCGUCUCCACAUCGAUCCAUGAGUCGUAAGUUUUCACAAGAUUACAAAUUUACAGUUCGGAGAGCGGGAGUUCAUGUGUACAAGUGGAAUUUGAGAGAGGUCCUCACUGCCACGACCACCAAUAGCAACAGCACCACCACGACCACGACUUCUACUACUACUACUGGACGACAAGAAAAUAACAACAACAACAACAUGGAAUCGAGUACGAGUAGUAGUAGUAGUAAUGCAACAAUUAAUCGAUUAAGUGCUAAAUUAAUUGCCAUGCAUCAUCAUCAUCAACAACAACAACCACAUGCACAUGCACAACGAAUCACAUCCUCUCAUUCACAACAACCAUCUUCCAUUCUCUCCUAUCGUUCAUGUCUCUCUCCUUCUCGAAUUCUUCCAUUUCUGUUACGUCUCACUAAAACUCAUGUGAAACGAUAUUUAAAAUACAAACAUGUCAUGAGUACUAGUUUUGGAUUGAGUACAAUCAAACAACCUUAUCAUGAUGAUUUAAAGAAUUGGAUAUUUGAACAUUUUAUGUUCUUUAAAUAUACUCAAUACUAUCCAUUUGUAUUAUUUUGUGAAAUGAUUCGACCCUACCUGUUAGGAAAUAUCACCUUUAAAAAGAUUUGUAAAAUGAAAAACAAUUUAAAGGAAUUGAAAAAACAGCAACAAGAACAACAGAAACGAAGUCGAAUGAUUACUUUUAAAAGAAAAACACCACCACCACCCUCUCAUCAACAACCAUCUACCUCCUCCUUCUCCCAAAAUAUUCAUAAUAAUACUAUUCAUAGUAAUAAUAAUAAUACUAUUAAUACUAUUUGUAAUAAUACUAAUAAUACUAAUACUAUUUAUAAUACUAUUUAUAAUAAUACUAUUAAUACUAUUCGAUUAUCAGAAGAUCACUCGAGAGAAUCCAAUCUUCGAACACCACAAGAAGAAUAUUCAACACUAUUGAAAAUUAUUGAACUCUCUCAAAAAAAUUAUUUAAUCUAUUCUGGAUCACUGUCACAAGAUCGAUUGAAUUGGAAAGAACAUACAUUGGUGAGAAAUUGUAAUCAAUUGGUACAUUUAUUAUGUAAAUUAGAUGGAAGUAUCUAUAGUGGAGAUUGUGUUGGAGAAGAUUCUAAUAAUAAUAAUACUACUAGUCAAAAUAUUAAUACUACUACUACUACUAGUCAAAAUAUUAAUACUACUACUACUACUAGUCAUCAUCAAAAUACUACUAAUGAUCAUACUCGUGAUCAUACUAAAAAUAGUAAUAAUGGAAUGAUUCAUUCCAACACAACACCACCACCAACUCGUCUCAUCAUUGAACCCAUUGUACAAUCCUCUUUCAAUAUCUUUUUUGUAUUAUUUUUGAAACACAUGGAUCAAUUUGAUCAUUUGUUCUUUGUGUUGAAUCAUGAUCAAGAGGAAACCAUUCCAACCUCAACAAGAAUCUCAACAGGAACUACUACCACCAUUAAGGAAGUAGCUGCAAGUAGUGGUUCAAUUACGAUCAUUCCAACCAAUGUACCACCCCUACAUAUGGAUAUCAAAUCAGAUGCAUCCUCAUCACUUCUUGAAAAAGACAUUGAAACAACAAUUCUUGAAAGAAAAGACAUUGAAACUCUAUUGAAUCAUGAUGAACAUGUCAUUUCUCGAUUUAUUGAAAAACACAAUUAUUCACAACAACAUUGGAGUCAACAAAUCUUUGGAGGAUUUACUUGUCAUUCAAUGAAAUUAUUUGAGAGAAGAGAACACAUUCUAUUUGAUGCCAUUCGAAUCUGUCAUUAUCCACUUGUUCAAAUACUCAUUUCUAAAUUUGAACAAGUCUAUGGUGUAGAGAGAAUUCACAAUUUUAUUAAUCAUGAAAAUGAUAAUUGUAUUACACCACUUCACUUGUUACACAUCUUGUAUGGACGAUUGUUGUUCAGCAAUUCCAAUCAUUGGUGUCAUUCUAUUAUGAACUAUUUGGAAGAGAAGGGAGCCAUUCGAAAUGAAUCCAUAUUGGUCAAAAAAGUGAUGAAGAGACCAUUCAUCUCGAGUAAUGGCGGUGGUGUGAGUAGUCAGAGUGGUGGUCAGAGUGGUCAGAGUGGUGUUGUGAAUACUACUACUACUACUACGACGACUACUACGACUACUACUAUGAAAGAACACCAUCAACAUCACCACCAACAUCAUCACUAUCGUGCGAGACAUACCACCACCUUAUUACCAACUAGUCGUACUAGUAGUAGUAGUAGUAGUAGUAGUAGUAGUAGUAGUAGUAGUGGACAUGAUGCUCGACAAACGAGGUACAACAAUCACCACAUGAAUCAUCCUGUUUGUAAUAACAAGAGUAGUACAAUGACAGGGCAUGUGAGGAUUGCUGCUGGUAUGUCUCAUUCCUAUCAUAACACCACCACUCCUAGUCACACCAUGGAUCCUCCUCCUCCUCCUAAUGGUAAUCCUCCUCAAAUCAGUAGUACUAGUCCUAUUACCACUCCUACUAUUACUACUCCUCCUAAUCCUCCACACAUUCUUCUUUUAACACACACCAAAUUCUUAAUCUCCACUCUUGAAUCUCUCAGUAUGGACAUUUGGAUUCACAUUCUAAGUUUUAGAGCAUUUUCAAUGAGAACCAUCAAUACCUUGUGUGCUGUCUCUACAGAGAUUUUAAAGAAUUUCAUACAAUGUGAAAGUGUAUGGCAACGUGUGUGUUAUCAUUAUUUUACUAAACAUAAUAUCAAUUCAAGUUUAUUACCACAAUUAGGAAAAAUUGAAAGAAUGUUACAAGAUGAAGAUUAUCAUUUAUCAUGGAGAUAUAUAACUAAAUGUUGGACUCAACCAAGUUAUUUCAAAAUAUUUGCAUUGGAUCCUCAAAAUAGAUUGGAACAUCGACAAUUAAUUGAAACAAAUUCAUUUCUAAAGAAGGGUGAUUCUUCAAGAGUUUCUACAUCAUCGACCAUGAGUACAAGUAGUAGCAGUAGUAGUAUUCAUAGUGAUUACCAUCCAUUAUUGUAUUAUGAGAGAGAUUCAUUUCAAGUGGAAGAAAUGCAUGAUUUUUACAUGUUGAUGGACGCAAUGAAUCGAGAAGCAUCCAUUUCAAUACCUAAACAGGAAGUGAUGGAACAUUUUCGACAAAAAUAUGGAACUUCCAAAUUGACCAAAACAGGUAUUCUCUCAAAUUACAGUGUUCAUUGCAAGAAAUUGAAUGUUGAAAAUCUAUUCACUGCCUCUCAAUCUCUUUCUAGACUCACACUCUCUCAACAGAAAUGGAUUUUUAACUUUAUUGAAUGCAUUCGAUAUUACUUUGAAAAGAAGAAGGUAUUUUUGAAGAAGACACAUCAUCAAGACAUGUUGUGUUAUGAAAUUACACUGACCAAUAAUUUUGUUGAAGAAGAGGAACAGAGAACGAAUGGAGUUAUUAUUUUGGUGUUUAACACGGUGACUAAUUGGAUUGGAUGUUUUGAGUGUUAA
Messenger RNA from Naegleria fowleri, 4851 nucleotides. RefSeq lists its product as uncharacterized. Bases 1 to 4851 code for a protein of 1616 amino acids. The record is from RefSeq and is a predicted model, not a curated record. The transcript has a single exon. NCBI's taxonomy places the organism in Eukaryota, Heterolobosea, Eutetramitea, Acrasida, Naegleriidae.